Molecule: messenger RNA, 1002 nt
Organism: Microtus oregoni (creeping vole)
Lineage: Eukaryota; Metazoa; Chordata; Mammalia; Rodentia; Cricetidae
Product: olfactory receptor 14A2-like
Exons: 1
Coding region: 1-1002 (333 amino acids)
Biological process (GO): G protein-coupled receptor signaling pathway
Cellular component (GO): membrane
Molecular function (GO): odorant binding; G protein-coupled receptor activity; olfactory receptor activity
Source: RefSeq, a predicted model, not a curated record
AUGCCCAAUCUCACGAGAAUAACAGGAUUCAUCCUUACGGGGCUUUCAGACACCCAGGAGCUACAGACUGUCUGUGGAGUAUUCUUCCUGGUAGUGUACCUAACAAUCCUGAUGAGUAACUUCCUUAUCGUCACUCUCAUCACCCUGGAUCUGAAGCUCCAAACACCCAUGUACUUCUUCCUGAAGAAUUUGUCCUUGUUUGACAUCUUCUUUGUGUCUGUCCCAAUCCCAAGUUUCUUUGUCAACAGUCUAACUCACAACAAUUUUAUUUCCAUUCCUGGCUGUGCCUUCCAGAUACUUUUUAUGACUUCUUUUUCAGCAAGUGAGACAAUUGUCCUGACUGCCAUGUCCUAUGACCGCUAUGUUGCCAUCUGCUGUCCCCUUCACUAUGAGGUCAUUAUGAGUAGUCGAACCUGUAUGCUGAUGGUGGGUAUUUCCUGGGCUACUGGAGCACUCUUUGGAGCCAUAUAUACAGCUGGAACAUUUUCCAUGCCUUUCUGUGGCUCCAAUGUGAUCCCACAGUUUUUCUGUGAUGUCCCCUCAUUGCUAAGGAUUUCAUGCUCUGAAACACUUGCGGUCGUUUAUUCAAGUCUUGGAAUUGGAGUUUGUGUAGGCUUGUCUUGUUUCAUCUGUGUUGUGAUCUCUUACUUUCACAUUUUCUCCACUGUGCUUAAGAUUCCUACUACUAAGGGUCAGUCCAAAGCAUUUGCCACAUGUGUUCCCCACCUCACUGUUUUCACUAUUUUCAUUGCUGCUGCUUGCUUUGUCUAUCUGAAGGCUCCCUCAGAUGUACCGUCAGUCACAGACAAGCUUUUUUCCGUUCUCUACACUGUAUUACCUCCAGCUCUCAAUCCUUUGAUCUACAGCCUGAGGAACAGGGAUAUCAAGAGUACUCUGAGGAGGUUACUUCAAAAUCUCUGCCCAAGGGGUUCACUUCAUUUAACACUUCAAAUUAUCUGUCAGUGGUAUAGUGCCUCACAAGUUACAAGAAAGUUUUUAUAA